This is a messenger RNA of Ziziphus jujuba (common jujube), 1409 nucleotides long. Its product is annotated as large ribosomal subunit protein uL4c. Gene Ontology annotation, biological process: translation. The record is from RefSeq and is a predicted model, not a curated record. Gene Ontology annotation, molecular function: structural constituent of ribosome. The transcript is spliced from 2 exons. NCBI's taxonomy places the organism in Eukaryota, Viridiplantae, Streptophyta, Magnoliopsida, Rosales, Rhamnaceae. The coding region runs from base 84 to 986 and encodes 300 amino acids. Gene Ontology annotation, cellular component: ribosome.
GGCAAAGCUAAAUGACUAAUGUGGAUAACGAUCCCUUCUUUCCCACUCACUGAAACACUCAAAAGCUCUCUCAAGUACCAACAAUGGCUUCCUCUGCAACAACUCCUUCUUCACUCUCAUUCUUCUCCUCGUCCAUAUUCCUCACAUCUUCUCGCCACCAAAAUUUCAAAGCCCUCUCCACUUUCAGACUCAGACCCAUUUCCCAAAAAACGCAGACGACGGCCAGACCUCUCGCUAUCACCUCCGAGCUCAGCACCCUCCCGAUCCUCUCCUUCUCCGGCGAGAAGGUCGGAGAGACUUUCCUUGACGUUAAGUCUGCUCCACCGGAAACUGCACGCGCAGUCGUUCACCGGGGAAUCAUCACGGACCUACGGAACAAGCGCCGUGGUACCGCGUCGACACUCACGCGCGGUGAGGUUAGAGGUGGUGGGAAGAAACCUUACCCGCAGAAGAAAACGGGUCGGGCCCGAAGUGGGUCGACGCGGAGCCCUCUAAGACCCGGCGGAGGGGUCGUGUUUGGACCCAAACCCAAAGACUGGAGCAUCAAGAUAAACAGGAAGGAGAAGAGGCUGGCGAUUUCGACGGCGGUUGCGAGUGCCGCCGUGAACACGAUAGUGGUGGAGGAUUUUGGGGACAAGUUCGAGAAGCCGAAGACGAAAGAGUUCAUAGCGGCGUUGAAGAGGUGGGGGAUUGACCCGAAAGAGAAAUCGACUUUUUUGCUGACGGAGGUUACGGAUAAUGUGAGGCUUUCGAGCAGGAAUAUAGGAACUUUGAAGAUGUUGACGCCGAGGACGUUGAAUCUGUUUGAUAUACUGAAUGCUGAUAAGGUGGUUCUCACGCCCGAUACUGUGGAUUUCUUGAAUGGGAGAUAUGGGGUUGAUUAUGAAGGGAGUGAAGAUGAGGAGGAAGAAGAAGAAGGAGGAGAAUAUGGAGGAGGAGAAGAAGAAGGAACUAAUGCAGAUGAGAAUUCUGGCACGGCUGAAUGAUGGUGCCCAGUGUCUUUCUCUUUUUCCUCAAUUUAAAUAAGAUUCAUCCCAAUCGAGAUGACCCAGAAAGUGGUCUUCUCCUUGCCUGAAGUUAUGUCGAUCUAAGCUUUGCAAUUGCAGGCUGGUUUUUGGUAAAUUGUAUCCAAAUUUUUUUUGUACUAAUUUGUAGUUUUCACUUCAUGCAAAUGUAUGUAGACGGAUCUUCUGCAUUGUUGUACCACAAGGAUAUUUGUCUCCAUUUAUUCGCUGUCGGUUUACCCCUUUUGCAGCGUAUUGUCCAGUUAUGGUUUUGUCGGUUCCUACUCGUCAAAAACCAAAGAAAAACAGGGUUUCUGGUCGGGGUUGUGAUGGUUCUUAUUUGGGGUACCUUGCUUGUAAUUUAUUGUCUUAAUGGUCUAAUUCCCAAGUCCAAUUUCUAUGGUA